Molecule: messenger RNA, 581 nt
Organism: Armigeres subalbatus
Lineage: Eukaryota; Metazoa; Arthropoda; Insecta; Diptera; Culicidae
Product: protein NATD1-like
Exons: 2
Coding region: 138-494 (118 amino acids)
Source: RefSeq, a predicted model, not a curated record
UGAUUUGAAAAGAUGUGACGUUUUGAAAACUUGUUAUUGAAUUCAGCUAUAAAUACAUUCAAUCUAACGCUUGCUUAGAUUUACGACGCUUCAAACAUAAACAAUAUUAUCGGUAAAUAGCCGGAAACGAUUCAGAAAUGCUUCCUGCAACUCAUAUUUUACGCACCAGAUACGUUACCCGCUUAGUCACAUCGAGUUUCAGCUCGAGCGCUUUAACAGUCCAACAUGAUCCUGCAAAUUCUGAAUUUGCGAUUCAUUUGCAUGGCAGCAAGGCAUUUGUGAGCUACACACACGAUCGUCAGAACAACAAGAUAAGCAUCGAUCACACGGACGUGCCCGAAGUUUUCCAGGGGAAAGGUGUUGGAAAGAAGCUGGUGGAGGCUGCCCUUCAGCAUGCGAUCAAGGAAAACCUCAAAGUUAAAAUUGUUUGUGACUUUGCUUUGAAAUACUACAACGAUAACUUAUCUCGCUUUGAAAAGAAUAUUAAAACUUGAAAUCGGAGUUUAUACAAGUAUGCUGUAAUCCUGUAGAUCUGCAAAUAGUGUCAAAUAAACCAAUUAUAUUUUAUUGUUUUACACUCA